This is a messenger RNA of Alosa alosa (allis shad), 2425 nucleotides long. RefSeq names its product IMP (inosine 5'-monophosphate) dehydrogenase 2 (gene impdh2). The transcript has 16 exons. Gene Ontology annotation, cellular component: cytoplasm. Gene Ontology annotation, biological process: GTP biosynthetic process. The record is from RefSeq and is a predicted model, not a curated record. NCBI's taxonomy places the organism in Eukaryota, Metazoa, Chordata, Actinopteri, Clupeiformes, Clupeidae. The coding region runs from base 406 to 2073 and encodes 555 amino acids. Gene Ontology annotation, molecular function: IMP dehydrogenase activity.
CUUGGGAAAUAUCCAGUACCAUGUUCAUUCCGGAAAUGACGAAGGCAACAGAGUUUACUUAAGACUGCGGAACGCUAGAUCUGCUGGCAGUACACACGUGCUGUUCCACAGGACACUACGGAAGACCUCCUCAGGUCUGAACGACAAAUUUUAAUCAUAAGGCUAAACCAUUUGUGCCCAAGCCUGCCAACGGAAGAACCUCAACUGACUACACGUCGGACAAUAGUACGAGACCCUUCACGGUCGACUUGGGAGCGGAGUAACAAGGACAUUCUAGCCCGCUGUUACUGCGCAGCAACAGAAGGCUGUCGUUCCGUAAGCUAACAUUAAUUUACGUCUCGUCUACACGCCUCCAGAAGCAGGAGUCGGACAUUGUGCUAUAUAAUAAAUUGUCUCCAAAUCAUCAUGGCUGACUACUUAAUUAGUGGACAAACAGGAUACGUGCCUGAAGAUGGUUUGACGGGACAGCAACUUUUCAAUUGUGGAGACGGUCUUACUUACAAUGACUUCCUGAUUCUCCCAGGAUAUAUUGACUUCACCGCAGACCAGGUGGAUCUGACUUCUGCUCUGACCAAACUCAUCACUUUGAAAACGCCUCUGGUGUCAACGCCUAUGGACACUGUCACUGAGUCCGGAAUGGCGAUUGCCAUGGCUCUCACGGGGGGCAUUGGCUUCAUCCACCAUAACUGCACUCCAGAAUUCCAAGCCAAUGAAGUGCGCAAGGUCAAGAGGUACGAGCAGGGCUUCAUUACGGACCCGGUGGUGAUGAGCCCAAACGAGCACGUGCGGGACGUCUUCCAGGCCAAGGCACGCCACGGCUUCUGCGGCAUCCCCAUCACAGACAACGGGCAGAUGGGCGGGCGCCUGGUGGGCAUCAUCUCCUCGCGGGACAUCGACUUCCUCAAGGAGGAGGAGCACGACUUGCCCCUCAGCGAGGUCAUGACCAAGCUGGAGGAUUUGGUGGUGGCUCCAGCAGGAGUGACUCUGAAAGAGGCCAAUGAGAUCCUACAAAGGAGCAAGAAAGAUGCAUGCCAAAUAUAUGACUUUCCUCCGAACAGUCAGAGGUCUCUACAGGGCAAGCUGCCCAUCGUGAACACAGAGGGUUGCCUGGUGGCCAUCAUCGCGCGCACAGACCUGAAGAAGAACAGAGACUUCCCGCUGGCCUCCAAAGACUCACGCAAGCAGCUGCUGUGUGGCGCUGCCAUCGGGACGCACAACGACGACCGCUACCGACUCGACCUGCUGGUACAGAGUGGCGUGGACGUAGUUGUGUUGGACUCCUCUCAGGGCAACUCUGUCUUUCAGAUAAACAUGAUCAAAUACAUCAAAGAGAAGUACCCCACCGUACAGGUCAUCGGAGGCAAUGUGGUGACGGCGGCGCAGGCCAAGAACCUGAUCGACGCCGGAGCGGACGCCCUGAGAGUAGGCAUGGGCAGCGGCUCCAUCUGCAUCACUCAGGAAGCGCCCCCUACUGUUCCUCCUGAAAUAAAGCUCCACAGCCCCAAAACCCCAACUACUGUAACGGGAUACUGCAUGUUGGCAUGUGGACGACCACAGGCCACAGCAGUGUACAAGGUGGCAGAGUACGCCAGGCGCUUUGGUGUGCCAGUCAUCGCUGAUGGUGGCAUCCAAACAGUCGGCCACAUUGCCAAGGCCCUGGCUCUGGGAGCCUCCACAGUGAUGAUGGGCUCUCUGCUGGCGGCCACCUCAGAAGCUCCGGGAGAGUACUUCUUCUCUGACGGCAUCCGGCUGAAGAAGUACCGUGGCAUGGGCUCCCUGGACGCCAUGGACAAGAACCUGGGCUCCCAGACCCGCUACUUCAGUGAGUGUGACAAGAUCAAAGUGGCUCAGGGGGUAUCUGGAGCAGUGCAGGAUAAAGGCUCCAUCCACAAGUUCGUGCCCUACCUGAUCGCCGGCAUUCAGCACUCCUGCCAAGACAUCGGCUCCAAGAGCCUCACUCAGCUCAGAGCCAUGAUGUAUUCUGGUGACCUGAAGUUCGAGAAGAGAACCACAUCCGCCCAGAUGGAGGGAGGUGUCCACAGUUUGCACAGCUAUGAGAAGCGUCUAUACUGAAGAGAAGUCUUGAUGUCAUCCGCCCUCCUUGCCAAUCUACAUCCACGCACAUACAGAUGUUUUCACACACUCCAGCACGAACACACACACACACACACACCUUUACUUUACAACUUUAACCACCCGCCAUCAAAACCUCAACGUCCUUCUGCUGUGGUCUUCCCAGUCUUUCUUCACAUGAACAGACCGUGUUUUAGUGUGUGAAUGUUUGUGUUUGUAUGUGUGUAUGUGUGUGUAUGCCUGUGAGUUCUCUCUCUCCGUUUGUUUGUUGGAGUGUUCGUUCCAAAUGCCUUGUUUUACCAGAGAUGUGACCUUGACAAAUAAGAUUAAAUAAGCAAGAUUUUUCCACAAA